AUGAAUGAAUUUACUUUUCUGGAGUGGAGCUGUCAGGACGUUGCUAAGUGGAUUGAGUCUUUGGGGUUUUCACAGUACAAAGAAUGCUUCACUGAGAACUUUAUCUCUGGGAGGAAACUCAUUCUUGUGAACUGCAGCAAUUUGCCAAAAUUUGGGAUCACUGAUUUUAACCACAUGAAGGUGAUCUGCGCUCGUGUGCGGGAGCUGCUAGGGAUCACAGAGACCCCGUGGACCCGGAGCGUCGCUGACCCUCCGCGGGACGUCCGAGCCAUGUACCUGGAACACAAGCGUCCGACCGGGGCCAGAGCCGACGGACUCACGUACCGGGAGUUUAGCGACGGUCUGCGGCGCGGCGAGGAGGAGGCGCUGAUGUGA
This is a messenger RNA of Periophthalmus magnuspinnatus, 375 nucleotides long. RefSeq names its product sterile alpha motif domain-containing protein 15-like. Gene Ontology annotation, molecular function: protein binding. The record is from RefSeq and is a predicted model, not a curated record. The coding region runs from base 1 to 375 and encodes 124 amino acids. The transcript has 3 exons. NCBI's taxonomy places the organism in Eukaryota, Metazoa, Chordata, Actinopteri, Gobiiformes, Gobiidae.